This is a messenger RNA of Haliaeetus leucocephalus (bald eagle), 5553 nucleotides long. RefSeq names its product TBC1 domain family, member 14 (gene TBC1D14). NCBI's taxonomy places the organism in Eukaryota, Metazoa, Chordata, Aves, Accipitriformes, Accipitridae. The transcript is spliced from 14 exons. The coding region runs from base 110 to 2248 and encodes 712 amino acids. The record is from RefSeq and is a predicted model, not a curated record.
CCGCCGCUCCUCCGCGGGCACCGGAGAGGGAGAUGGACCGCCCGCCGCAGCCGCCAGCCGCCUCCUAGUCGUCCCGCAGCAGCAGCGGCAGCAGCGGGGCGGGUUGGGCAUGGCCCAGCGCGCGGAGAGCGACGGAGGGCAGCGCUACCCCGUUACCAGUUGGGCCAAGACAACUGAUGUAAAUUUAUCCAACUCCUUAAAUGGUUUGAGCUUUCUGGGAAUUCUGGAUGCAAGAGUGGGCAGCGGAAUCCAGGGCCUUCAAAACUUGAACUCUGGGACCCCAAGAUCUCUCUCAUUGCCUGAGUAUGGGCCUGGUCAGCUGUCCAGUGCUUUAGAAGAUUGUCAUAGCCUUAAAUCAGUGGAUUCUGGUAUUCCAACUCUAGAAAUAGGAAAUCCAGAGCCUGUUCACUGCAGUGUGCUAAAUGUGAAGAGAAAGCAGUCAGAACCUGAAAUUGUGCCUGACAGGGCUUUUCAGAGCGCGUGCACACUGCCGUCUUAUGUGCCUCCACAUUCUCUGACUUCUGAACAUGACCAUGCUGUGCGAAAAUCCUCUACUUUCCCAAGAACUGGGUAUGACACUGUCAAACUUUAUAGUCCAACUUCAAAAACUCUGAAUCGAAGUGAUGAUAUCUCUGUCUGUAGUGUUUCUAGUCUUAGCACAGAACUGUCAACAACUUUAUCGGUUAGCAAUGAAGACAUUUUGGACUUUGUGGUCACGAGCAGUUCAAGUGCAAUUGUGAAUCUUGAGACUGAUGAGGCGCACUUCUCGGAUGUUACCCUGAAUUCUACUAAAGAGACCAAUGAUCAGAGCCAGCAGGAGUGUUGUCAAGAGACAGAUGUGGACAGUAAACGCAAAAUAUUGGGACCUUUUACGAACUUCUUUGCCAGGAAUUUGUUUAUCAGAAAGCAAAGUGCAAGAUUUGAAAAACAAAAUGAUGUGGGAUGGAAGUUGUUUGGAAAAGUACCCCUCAGAGAAAACUCACAGAAAGAUCCAAAGAAAACGCAAAAGGAAUAUGAAGAAAAAACUGGAAGAGCUCACAGACCACUCUCUCCUAAACAGAAUGUGAGGAAGAAUCUUGAUUUUGAACCACUCUCCACUACAGCACUUAUUUUAGAGGACAGACCAGCGAACCUCCCUGCAAAACCAGCAGAAGAAGCUCAGAAACACAGACAACAAUACGAAGAAAUGGUGGUUCAAGCAAAAAAAAGAGAGCUUAAGGAAGCCCAGAAGAGAAAGAAACAACUGGAAGAACGCUGUAAACUGGAAGACAGCAUUGGCAAUGCUGUUUUAACUUGGAACAAUGAAAUCUUGCCCAACUGGGAAACUAUGUGUUGUUCCCGUAAAGUUCGAGAGCUAUGGUGGCAGGGCAUUCCACCAAGUGUGAGAGGCAAAGUCUGGAGCUUGGCAAUUGGCAACGAGUUAAACAUCACCCAUGAACUAUAUGAUAUUUGCUUGGCUCGUGCCAAAGAGAAAUGGCGAUCACUUAGCACGGGAGGGGCUGAAGUAGAGUGUGAAGAUGCUGGAUUUUCUGCAGCUGACAGAGAAGCAAGCUUGGAGUUAAUAAAACUGGAUAUCUCAAGAACGUUUCCUAAUCUCUGUAUAUUCCAGCAAGGUGGUCCUUACCAUGACACGUUGCACAGUAUUUUAGGAGCCUAUACUUGUUACAGACCUGAUGUGGGCUAUGUACAGGGCAUGUCAUUCAUAGCAGCAGUAUUGAUCUUGAACUUGGAUACUGCAGAUGCCUUCAUUGCUUUUUCUAACCUUUUAAAUAAACCCUGUCAGAUGGCAUUUUUCCGUGUGGACCAUGGCCUUAUGUUGACUUACUUUGCCGCAUUUGAGGUAUUCUUUGAAGAGAAUCUGCCAAAGCUAUUUGCUCACUUCAAAAAAAAUAAUUUAACUCCAGACAUCUAUCUUAUUGAUUGGAUAUUCACAUUGUACAGCAAAUCUUUGCCGCUAGACUUGGCGUGUCGUGUCUGGGAUGUGUUCUGCCGUGACGGAGAAGAGUUCUUAUUCCGUACAGCCCUGGGAAUAUUAAAACUUUUUGAAGAUAUUUUGACCAAAAUGGACUUCAUUCAUAUAGCCCAGUUUUUAACAAAGCUACCAGAGGACUUGCCUUCGGAAGAAUUCUUCACAUCUAUUGCUGCCAUUCAGAUGCAAAGUAGAAACAAAAAGUGGGCUCAGAUACUGGCUGCUCUGCAGAAAGAUAACCGAGAAAUGGAAAAAGGAAGUCCUUCACUCAAACGUUAACAUUAUGGUUGCCUCCAGUGACUCAUGGGGAAAGAGCUAAAGUGCAAAAGUAUUGAGUACUGUUUGACAUGUAUGAGCCUGCAAAUCAAAGUGUUAUUUCAGAAUUUUGUUUAGUAGUAGCAUAGCCUUAAAGGGGAGAGAGGAAAAGAGAAGGAAGAUGAGGAAAAAAAAAAGGAAGGAAGGCAAUCAGGGGAUAAACCCCUUAUAAAUUAAACCUAGGCUUAGCCUUAAACUUUUAGUGGAAUGAGCAUUUGCUGUGGACAGCGUUACACAUUCUGUACUUCUGAUGAGGGCAGUGAAACUAAGUAAAAUUAAGGGGGUUUUUUAAGGCGGUUUUUUUUUCCUUUGAUGUUUUAAAAGACUGGGCAUUCAGCAAUGUCAGUUGCUUCGAAAGCUAUUCCCCAGUUUAAUUCUUAGGCAGGAUAUAUUUCCCAUACCUAUAGUAGUAGCUGGAUCUGGAUUUUAAAUAACUGGUGCUGGAAUUUAUAGUUAAAUGAUGUAAGGACCAUUUCUUUAGAAAUGCUUCUUGUUUUAUAGGCUGUGGGUCCCAUUUACCAAAGAAAUCAUGUAGACAUAGAACUACAUUCCAUUAUUUAAUAAGAAAAAGUUAAGUAGAAAGUAAACUUGGAAGAGAAGUCACGCUAGCAGUGCAAAACCAAUUAUUCUUCAAGAUGCCUUGGAAAUCUGUGUUUCCAAUCUGGAUGCAUAUGGGAGAAGUUCCAUUAAUCAGACUAGAUUCCAAACGCACUGGGGGGUUUCUAGUAUUAAGCUGGCACCAUUUCCCAAUUGUACUCUUUCCUCUGUUUAAAGCCGGGGUCACCUACUACUAAAUAUAUGUUUCCACAUCUCCCUUUUCUGGGGCAGUGGCAUUUCAGGGUGUUCUUGCCUACCAGCUGCUUACUCCUGUGCCAUCUCUCCAGUCAUGCUGAUAAAACUGUGGGCUGAGCAGAUGAAUUGAGAAAUGGUUAAAAGCAAUUUUUAUAGUUACUUUAAACCCAGCUCUGCUCACUGGCAAAACUGAGGAGGAAGGGUGUGGGGGACAAGUUACAUAAACCACCAUUGCUGCUGAGAAGAAAAGGUUCUGUGGGAUCUCCUGAAGCUGCUGUUGGCACAGUGAGAAAGCAUUAUGUGGAGCUGAUAUGUACGUAGUGGCAAGUGAAAGAAGUUUAUUGGGGAAUGUGCCAGACAAAUACUAUCAGGACAGGUACAUGCUGUCAUUUCCUAGCAUUUUAUCCAGCUUCUAAUACAUGGGAGCAAGUUACAGAGGCAGCAACUGUGGUUGCCUAAUUCUGUUAUACAGCUUAGAUCCCCUCUGCAUUCAGAUGAAUGUUGAACUGUAAAUCGUGAGUGCCUCUGAUUUACAAGAAUGUUUAUUGCAUAGUGUAAAAUCUAUUUUAUAAAUAAUGGUGAUCAUUGAAAAGGGAAACUAACUGAAGCAAUAUUUGUGUUAACUGUAAACAGGCAUUACUAAAUCCUCUAGCUAUAUUACUAAAUCCUCUAGCUAUAUGGUCAGCGGUUUCCCAAUGCUCUUCAGUCUGUCUUAUGCUGAUUAUUUUGGCAUUGUCUGAAUAAAAAAAAGAGAAUAAUAGUUGCACACUGCUCAACUUAACAUAGAAUGUAAAGGACUGUGGGACACAAUCAAAAUACUGUCCUUUAGUACAAACAUCGUUUCUGCAAGGGAUAGUUUGUAAUAUUAAAAAGAGUGAGAGCAAGAUUCCCUGGUAAGUGAGGACUCAAUCACUUUGGAAGACAUGUAAUGCAAAUGCAGCUUGCAAGUCUGAUACCUCAUUGGCCUCUUUUCCUGUCCACUUUGUGUACCUGGUGUAAUGGAUGUGUUUUUCUGUUGGCCAUCUUAAUUCCUCCAUAAGACUUCUUCUAGGUCAUCACUUACUGAAAAUAGACAUCAAGAUGUUGAUAUCAAACACAUGUUAAUUCUCCCAGAAGUUGUAUAGCCUUGGUCGUUCAAUGACCGGUACUUGUAUGCUACAUUGGUUUGAAGUGCAAUAGAAAGCUGGAAGGUCAGUAAGUGUUUUUUAAUAUUACUUUUUCUAUUACUACAACAAAUACGCCUUUCCAUGAAGGAUAUGAGAGGCCUACCAUCUGAAACAUUUGCACUAUGCUUUUAAAUGGUUUAUUAAACAGAGACAACUGUUUCCUCAGUAUAAAUUUUCAGGUGAUACUGUAACUGGCUUUGUGAUUUAAGUUUUCAUUGCAACUAGGUUUCUCUUUCCUUUUAAACCAAGUCUACAAGUGUGGCUCAUUUGUCUGGUUAAAAAUGCAUUCUUAGCUACUACGUAUCUUUGCAGCCAGGACAUCCUGUUCUUCUCUUCUCAAUAAGAUGUUGAAUGUAACAGAGAAAAUGAGCAUAGUUGUGGGAAAAAGGCCUGCUGCAACAACACUUGUGCACUGUUUGUUACUUGCAAAUGUAAUUAUUUUGUUCUGUGAUUUGAUCUUUCUGUUCUUAGAAGAUGUAUAUAUUUUCUAAAUGAUUUCUUUGUGUAUAUAAGGUAUGUUCUUUAAUGAAGAAAAGCAAUGCAAUAAGGAGCUUUGCACAGUUUGUUUUCAAACAAAAUACAUUUGAAAAAAAAAUCACCUGCCUAAAGAUGCAAUUGUUUCGACUUCUCAGUAACUUGAUUUGAAGGUAAUGUGUGAAUUUUGAUAAAAACGGAGAUAAGUAGUAAGGGCAUAGAAUUACUUGCCACUGAGCUUUUUAAGUUUCUUGCAGCAUACCAAAUCUCUUAAUUAGCUAUUAAGGAAGAUUUCUGUAAUAAAUUCAGGGAUUACAUAAAAAAUUUUGACAAUUUUAUCGUUCAGGUGCUUGAGAGUAUCUGUAACAACAUGCAUGAGAUUUUCUUUCAUUGAGCAAAUGUGUCCCAUCAAGCAAACUUCCUUUUCUUCAUGGGUUUAAGGAAAAAUAGAAAUGCUGCAAUACAUCAGAAGUCUACCACUACCACUCUAUAUGCAGCAGAUUAGAGAAACCAGAACACUUCAACCAGGUUUGGAAUUCUAUAUGACCUGCACUUUAUAAUAAAGCCGUUUUGCAACUUCAGUCAGCAAUCAGUCAUUAACGUUUUUUCAUUUAGUAAAGAAUUUCAUUUGGGGAAAAAAGGUACCUUGUAACAGCUUAUUUUUGACUGUUUUAAAAACUAGAGUGACAUGUAGAGAUACAUCCCCUGUACAUCAUGUUUAAAUUGGUUUUAUGCAGUUAGCAAGUUUGUUUUGUUUAGAUAUGUGUAUCGAACUGGAACUUUUUUCAAAUGUAAAUAUAUGGUUUUGUUAAAUAAAGUCGUGUAAAGUUAUCUUAA